Xenia sp. Carnegie-2017 is the source of this 2535-nucleotide messenger RNA. Its product is annotated as glutathione hydrolase 1 proenzyme-like. NCBI's taxonomy places the organism in Eukaryota, Metazoa, Cnidaria, Anthozoa, Malacalcyonacea, Xeniidae. The record is from RefSeq and is a predicted model, not a curated record. Bases 354 to 2087 code for a protein of 577 amino acids. Gene Ontology annotation, cellular component: plasma membrane. Gene Ontology annotation, biological process: glutathione catabolic process. Gene Ontology annotation, molecular function: glutathione gamma-glutamate hydrolase. The transcript has 8 exons.
GUUACAUCAUUAUCUCACCACAACCGCGUUAUAUGAAUCAUCUCUCAUUCAAAGUUCAAACCAAUAUAAUUGGUCAUUCUAGCAUCUUGACAACCAACAGGUGAAUGCUGCUGACUUACAGACUGACUGACUGAAAAACUGUUCAUUGCAAAUUAUAGUUUACGUAAGACUGCGUAGGACUGCGUUAUCUCUCUGAGAUUUCGUUAUGUGUUGAUAUGCAAACCUCUAUCACAUUGGUUUGUUCACAGUUUGAUCAAAUGGAGAAAUUUUAACUCGACUUCUUUGUUAUGUUCAAUCUGUUUCAGUCUAUGACUCAAAGGUUAUAAGAUUGUAUUUUUUGGUUUAAAAGAAAAAUGAAUGCCGCAAAACGAAAGUUGGCACUUUUGAUAAUCGUCGUCUUUAUCAUAGCUGUGGUUUUGGCUGUGGUCUUGUCAAUCAUACUAACAAAAAAGCUAAGGAAGUCAAAAAGAAACUUGCAUGGAGCAGUAGCUUCUGACUCAGAAGUUUGCUCAAAUAUUGGUGCUGAUAUAUUGCGCAACGAAGGAACUGCCGUAGACGCUGCCAUAGCAACAUUGAUCUGUCUUGGUCUCAUUCAUCCUCAUUCAUCUGGUAUUGGUGGUGGUGGCUAUGUACUGUUAUAUAAACGAUCCACAAAAACAACAACUUAUAUAGAUUUUCGUGAAACCGCUCCCGGCAAAUCGACCUUUGACAUGUUUGGGAAUAAUGCCACUCUUAGUAAAAAAGGUGUACUCUCUGUCGCAGUUCCUGGGGAGGUGUUAGCAAUGUAUGAUUCCUGGAGAACACAAGGCCGUCUAUCGUGGAAACGGUUAUUUCAACCGACCAUUGAUCUCGCGAGAAACGGUUUCAAAAUUGACAAAUCUUUAGCAAAAGUUAUCAAAUCAACUAAAAAGGACAUUCAUAAGGACGAGGGCUUUAGGGAACUUUAUUUCCACGAGGAUGGUUCACCAAAGACGGAAGGUGAAAUUAUCACAGAUCCUACCUUUGCACGAACUUUGGAAAAAAUUUCGGUGGAUCCUUACACUUUUUACAAUGGUACGAUCGCACAAGAAAUGAUAUCUGAUCUCCAAACACGUGGAGGAAUUCUGUGCUUGGAUGAUUUGAAAACUUUCACAGCAAAGAAACGACGUGUAUUAAGUACAUCAAUUAAAGAUGACAUCCUUUACACAACGUCUGCCACCAGCAGUGGAUCUACAUUAAUAAUGAUACUUAACAUUUUAAAAGGUUUCAAGUUUGGUCCCGACUCCAUAACAGGUAACAAGCAGACACUAACAUGGCAUCGAAUUUUGGAGGCGUUUAAGUUCGGCUAUGCUUAUCGUCCGUUCAUUGGUGAUCCAGAAUUUUAUCCUAAUGUUGAAAAAUCUCAGGAUGUUCAAAUAAAUACAACGUAUGCCGAAGAUUUGCGUAAAAAGAUAUGGAACAAUGAAACACACGACAGUUUUUACUAUGGAGGGUUUUACUCCACCAGAAAAGACUUUGGAACUACACAUGUAUCAGUAAUUGGGUCAACUGGAGAUGCUGUGUCUGUUACUAGCACAGUUGGUUAUUUCUUUGGUGCAAAGAUUCGAUCUUAUACAACAGGGAUAGUCUACAACAAUCACAUGAGUUCAUUUUCGUUACCAAACACAUCAAAAAAUUAUCAACCAAAAGCCUCAAAAGCCAAUUUUAUUCAGCCUGGGAAACGCUCUGUAUCAACAGCUUGCCCAACUAUAGUUGUUGAUUCAAAAGGUGACGUGAAAAUGGUUCUUGGUGGUUCAGGUGGAUUGAGAAUAAUAACUGGUGUGGCUGUAGUUUUGCUGAAUAAGCUUUGGUUUGGUUUGAGUCUUGAAGAGUCCAUCGAAAGAGGUCGAUUACAUCAUCAACUGUUUCCUAAUACAGUUUACUAUGAGAAAAAUUAUACUCAUGAUAAUAUUCCAGAGUCUGUUUUCAUUGGCUUGAAGGAUCUGGGACACAAAAUGAAAGGAUUACGAAGAUUCUCUGUCGUUCAAGGAAUUUAUAGAAAUAAAUCGGGAUACCUAUUCGCAAAAUCUGAUCCAAGAAAAGGUGGUGUUGCUGUUGUUUUGCCGUAACAAUAACGUUGAUUAAUUAAAGACGGAGGAGUGAAUAAAGGAGAGAAAGUUAAAGAAGCCCAAAUCUUAGAGAAUCUUUUUCGUGAUGUCUUUGAUUGAGACUGUGAGACUCGAUGCAUUCUCUAAUAAUAAUAUAAUAUCAAUUUUUACAUAGUAAUAUUAAUAAUAUUUAGUUUUUUCACGAGAUUUGUUUUAUAAGUGUCAUUUUAUAGUAUUUUUUAGUUAACGUGUUGACCUCAAGAAAAACAUACAUUAAACUGCUCUAAAUAAUAAUAACACAUAUUUGCUUGUAAUUUUUCAAAUAGCAUCCUUUGUGUUCUAGUUAAUUUGUUUACUUAGUAAUGCUUCACUAUGUUAGACACAAAAAUGUAGAUAAAAAAGUAGACAAGUUGACAAAAAUUUAGACAAGUGGCAUUUGUUCACCAGUGUUCUAUAAAUGGAACAUAAA